This is a messenger RNA of Vicia faba (fava bean), 5277 nucleotides long. The record is from the annotation of a GenBank genome assembly. Lineage: Eukaryota; Viridiplantae; Streptophyta; Magnoliopsida; Fabales; Fabaceae.
AUGGAGUUUGGUGAGACAGAGAAAAAGAAGGUUAAUUCUGAGGUUCCAUGGACACCCACCACACCUUUUAAGCCCAUUGCUCAAAGACCAGUGCAGAUCUGCAAUACUGGAGAGAGAAAUCAGCUGAAUUCUCAUUUCAAUGGGGAAUUCGUAUCUUUGGAAUCCUUUGCAGGUGGAGAUGUUAACAAGAGGUCAGAAUUUGUGGAAUCUGUGGCUGGAACAUCAAACAUUGGUCAUGACAAUGCGAGAACUCGGGUACAGGUCUCAUUCGACGAUGUUCCUGGUCCGAGUAACAGUUUUGCUGAGCUUUUGGCUCAGGCAGGGGCUCCUUCAGCUUAUGCUAAUUCAAGAUAUAGUUUUUUGGAGAACCAGUUUGUUCCUGGUGUGUGGAACUCGCAGUUCGACCAGAGCUAUGCAUUGCUUGGUCAUCACAAUCUGUAUCAGCAACAGCCCUAUACCAGUUUCAUUCCUGACAAUUACCAAGAUCCUCAAGGCACAUCAUACAUGGCUUACUAUGGUCAGACCAAUUCUCAGAUUGCCCUGCCUCCAGAAAAUGUCGUCGCAGCAAAAGACAAGCAAGUUGUGGAGACACAGAUUUGUAUGGAACAGCUGGAUCAAAGGGAAGACGGGGAUAAUGCCUCUGCCACAAUGUGCGAUAAAUCACACAACAAACUCUAUGAUCCUGCUGUUGUAGACUUGACUGCUAUUCCUACACCAUGCAAGGAGGAUAAUAACCGCAAUAAGGAAAUACACCAUGUUAUUGAUCUUAAUGAAAUACCCCAAACAAAACCGAAAAGAAGAAAGCACCGUCCCAAGGUCAUAAAAGAAGGAAAAGCGAAAAAACCCAGGAAGCCAGCCACUCCAAAGCCUGAUCAAUCAAAAGAAAACUCAACUCAAAAGAGGAAGUAUGUGAGAAAGAAAGAUCCAAACACUACUGCAGCAGAAGUGCCAGGGGAAUGCAAUGAACAAUUAAUACCUGAGUCUGCCAAAAAGACGUGUAGAAGGUCCUUAUACUUUGAGAUACCAGAACAACAAAGAGAUGGAAACUUUGCAUGCGGAGAGGAAAAUGCAACUAUGCGUUUUGGUGGAGAAAGUGGCAUAGAGGACCAGGCAUACCAGUCGAAGUAUUGGGUUCAGUUUCCAAAUGUUCAGAAGAAAAGGAGAAGUGAAAAGGGGAAAUUUUCUAACACAUCAAAUACAUCUUUCGUAACUGCUACAAAAGAUGUACAACUAGCAACAUGCUCUGAAGAAAAUGCUAGAUCACAUCAAGGUGCCUCAACUUCUAAUGGCUGGACUUCUGCUUCUGCUUCUGAAUAUGAAACAGCGAAGCUCCUAACCAUGCUCAGAGCUACAGAAAGUGCUACCUGUGAUAAAUCGCAAUCGCAAUCGCUCGAGUACAAUUUAUUUUCAGGACAGAGCACACCAACCAAAAAAAGAUCAAGAGUCACUAACAGAGCUCAUGAUUAUACUUCACUGACCAUAGUCAGAAACUGUGACGCCAAACUUACUAAUAUUGCAAACCAAAGCAGUACUGGUAGAAAAACAUUUGAGGAUGCACAAAGACCACAAACAGGCAUUGAUGCUCUAGUCGCAGAGAUGCGUGCAUCACUCACAAAAAAGAAACGGAGUAAAAAGAGAAGUGUUUCAAUCAGUUCUGCAUAUUAUAGCAGAGAUGAAAUGCAACAGCAUCUUCCCUCGCAUAGCUCAUUAGGUGUUGCUCGCGGAGAGAGCUGGAAAAGCAUAUAUACGGUGGACACAUUAACACAGCAGUUUAGCCAGCUAAACAUAUAUAGAGAAGCUAGAGAGCUUGUGUUGUAUGACCAGAAUGCACUUGUCUCUUACAAGCAGAAAACUGAAAAACGCAAAGGCCGGCGGGUUCAUGAAUAUGGCACCAUGAUUCCCUACGAAGGCGUGUUUGAUCCCAUCAAGAAACAACGCCCAAGACCUAAAGUUGAUCUCGAUGAGGAAACUAAUAAAGUGUGGAAGCUUCUGAUGUUGGAUAUAAACAGUCAUGGGGUUGAUGGAACAGAUGAAGACAAGGCCAAAUGGUGGGAAAAUGAGCGAAAUGUUUUUCGAGGACGAGCAGAGUCAUUUAUUGCACGGAUGCAUCUUGUACAAGGAGACAGGCGCUUUUCCCGUUGGAAAGGAUCAGUGGUGGAUUCAGUAGUUGGAGUUUUCCUUACUCAAAAUGUCUCAGACCAUCUUUCCAGUUCUGCGUUCAUGUCCCUUGCUGCUCGAUUUGCUGUAAAGCCAAGCAGCAAGUACGAUACAUGCCAUGAUGAAAGUGCAAGCAUGAUAGUCAACUCACCAGAGGUGCAGAUUGUGGAACCAGAAGAAAAUGCAAAGCUGGAAGAAAUAUUGAAUCAAUCUGUUCAUGAAUUGAGUUGUAUGACAAAAGACAUCAUUGAACAUCCUGAAGAAAGAGAAACUGUUGACAGCAACAGCAUUGAUUCCUGUGGAACUACUGGCAGCUUAAAAGAUGAAUCAAAUUGUAAGAUGUCGGAACCUGCUCAAAGAAAUAUUAGCGAACAUAGUACAGUGGAAUUUGUUAGUCCUGUAACUGGGGAAGGGCAAGAAAAUUCAUGUAAUGGGGGUGUUAGGAAAGAGUUAAAUGUUUUAUUUUCAUCCCAUUGCUCCAUUGUUACAUCUCAAUUGUCUGGAGAUUUUUCCAUUGAUCAAAAUCCUGAGAAGAUAGGAUCAGUCUCAGACAGCAACACAGAAGUAGAAGAUCGGCUAAGCACAGCCGAAUACAAUGUUUCCAACAGGACUUCUUUCAGUAACCUUUUAGGAUUGGCAAGUUCGACGCAGUUACAUGAAGUUAACAGUCAGAGAAACAAUCUAACUGAGAAUUUGAGAGAUUCAUAUGGUCAGCCUGUAGCUAUGAGGCAUGACAACCUGGAGGAGAACUUGGAAAAAUCAAAUACCACUCAAAGCUACUUAGAAGCAAUCACGGCACAGGGCAAUGACUAUAAUUUGAAAAUGACCCCCAACUCUGGAGUCCUUGAAGUCAAUUGCUUUAAUCCCAUCAAUGUCGAAGCCUCGUCAAGUGGCUCCUCAAAGAAUAAAAAUGAAGAUAACAUAAGCUUGAGUUCUCCAGCAGAGUCUCACAGCAUGCUAUCCCAAGCCCAUCUUCAGCAGCAUAGUGAUGACAAGCAGCACGAGGCUUUCCACAUUUCUGGACAAAGUCAAGAUCUUAUGCCGAAAUCAAAGGAAUCAGAUUCUUGUGACCACAGCUAUGCCAUUACGAAUGAAAACAGUAAGUUAGAUUCUGCUCCUGUAAAAUCAAAAGGCAAGAAAGAGAAAAAGGAUAGCUUCAAUUGGGAUAGUUUAAGAGUACAGGCACUAGCUACAGCAGGGGAAAGAGAAAAGACAGAAAGCACCAAGGACUCUUUGGACUGGGAGGCCGUGAGGCGAGCAAACGUCAAUGAAAUUGCUGAUGCGAUUAAAGAACGGGGCAUGAACAACAUGCUUGCUGAACGUAUUCAGAGUUUCCUGAAUCUACUCGUUGAUAAACACGGGGGUAUAGAUCUCGAAUGGUUGAGAGAUGUUCCACCUGACCAAGCAAAAGAAUUCUUGCUCAGCAUAAGGGGAUUGGGAUUGAAAAGUGUGGAGUGUGUGCGACUGUUAACACUGCACCAUCUUGCUUUCCCGGUGGACACAAAUGUUGGGCGAAUUGCAGUGCGAUUGGGAUGGGUACCUCUCCAGCCACUGCCGGAGUCACUACAGUUGCAUCUUCUAGAAUUGUACCCUGUGUUGGAAUCCAUACAAAAAUAUCUCUGGCCACGGCUGUGCAAGCUUGAUCAAAGAACAUUGUAUGAGCUACAUUACCAGCUGAUUACAUUUGGAAAGGUCUUCUGUACAAAAAGCAAACCAAACUGUAAUGCAUGUCCAAUGAGAGGGGAAUGCAGACACUUCGCAAGUGCUUUUGCAAGUGCAAGGCUUGCCCUCCCAGGACCGGAGCAGAAGAAUUUAGUUAUUGCAACUGGAAACAAUGCAACUGAUCAGAACCCAUCAGUAAUCAUCAAUCAUUCGCCCUUGUCUCUCCCAGAACCGGAGCAGAGGAAUAUAGAUAUGACAACUAGAAACAAUACAACUGAUCAGAACCCAUCAGUAAUCAUCGAGCAGUUUCCCUUGCCUCUCCCAGAAUCGGGUCAGAAGAAUAUAGAUAUGACAACUGGAAACAAUACGACUGAUCAGAACCCAUCAGUAAUCAUCAAUCAGUUGCCCUUGUCUCUCCCUGAAAACACAAACCAAGCAGAAGAACUUAUACAAACAGUUGCGAUCAGGCAACAUGAAACAAACUCUGAAAUCAACAUCUGCCAACCCAUUAUUGAAGAGCCAGCAUCUCCAGAGCCAGAAUGCUCCCAUGUAUCCGAUAAUGAUAUAGAGGAUGCUUUCUAUGAGGACUCCGAUGAAAUUCCAACCAUCAAACUAGACCUAGAAGAGUUCACUGUGAAUUUACAAAAUUAUAUGCAAACAAACAUGGAACUUCAAGAAGGUGAAAUGUCAAAGGCCUUGGUUGCUCUAAAUCAAGAAGCUGCUUACAUUCCUACACCGAGGCUGAAGAACGUGAGCCGGUUGCGCACAGAGCAUUCUGUAUAUGAACUCCCAGAUUCACAUUGUCUUCUGGAAGGGUGGGAAGUGCGGGAACCUGAUGAUCCGGGCAAAUACCUUCUAGCAAUAUGGACCCCAGGCGAGACAGCAAAUUCCAUACAGCCACCAGAAAGAAAGUGCAGCUCUCAGGGCUGUGGCCAGCUCUGUAAUGAGGAGGAAUGUUUUUCAUGCAACAGCUUCCGUGAAGCAAGUUCGCAGAUGGUUCGAGGGACAAUCCUGAUACCAUGUCGAACAGCAAUGAGAGGGAGCUUUCCGCUAAACGGCACCUAUUUUCAAGUCAAUGAGGUUUUCGCAGACCAUGAAUCAAGUCUUAACCCAAUUAGCGUUCCCAGAAGUUGGAUAUGGAACCUCAAUAGGAGAACAGUACACUUCGGAACCUCAAUACCAUCUAUAUUCAAAGGUUUAUCAACACAAGAAAUUCAACAGUGCUUCUGGAGAGGGUUUGUUUGUGUGCGAGGAUUCGACAGGCAAACACGAGCACCCCGUCCUCUAAAGGCCAGACUACAUUUCCCAGCAAGCAAGCUAGCCAAGAACAAGGAGCAGGCCAAGAAAGACUCGAAGGCAGCAGCAAACUCACAAGGAUUGAAUUUGAACUCAAAUACAGAACAGUCAGAAUGUCUCGCGGGCAUUCCCAACUUGCAGCCAAACAACGGCGAAUCCUGA